Molecule: messenger RNA, 2745 nt
Organism: Oryza sativa Japonica Group (Japanese rice)
Lineage: Eukaryota; Viridiplantae; Streptophyta; Magnoliopsida; Poales; Poaceae
Product: cyclic nucleotide-gated ion channel 1
Biological process (GO): transmembrane transport; potassium ion transport
Cellular component (GO): membrane
Molecular function (GO): voltage-gated potassium channel activity
Source: RefSeq, a predicted model, not a curated record
CCAACUCCACCCACACCCAACCGCACGAACGAAACCAAGGCACCCGUUUUCGUCCUCCGCUUUCCAUCGCUCCCUCCACCUCCACCGCACUACCACCACCACCACCACCAACCGCCGUGCGGACGCCGCCGGCUUCCCGGCCGCGACGCGGAGGAGGACCGAAUUCCCCCCCACCCCUCCGUCCAAUCCGCGCGCACCACCUCCGAGGGAACUCCAUGUAUGCAAAUGUCGCCACCCUUGUAGAAUCAAUAAAGCUGUUCUAGCAGCUAACCUUUGGUUUGGUGGAUUUUUGGAAAAUGAUGAUGGGAAGAGAGGACAAAUAUGUGAGAUUUGAGGACUGGAGAUCUGAGCAGUCAGUUAUGUCACCACGGAGGCAUAAUGCUUUAAGUUCACUUAAAGAAAGAACUGCUGGAGUUUUUGCAUUCCUAGGAAACCUUGUGCAUUCUGAAACCUUAAAGAGAUUGGUGCUGCAUGAAAGGAAGUUGACAACUAGAACUCUUCAUCCUCAGGGACCAUUUCUGCAAAGCUGGAACAAGAUAUUUGUUUUGUCAUGUAUCUUUGCAGUUUCUGUGGACCCAUUGUUCUUCUAUAUUCCGGUUAUCAAUGACAACAACACAUGCUGGUAUUUGGAUAAAAAGUUGGAAAUCACAGCAAGUGUCCUGCGCUUUUUCACAGAUAUCUUCUAUAUACUCCAUAUCAUAUUUCAGUUCAGGACAGGUUAUAUUGCGUCUUCUCUUACAACUUUUGGUCGGGGUGUCUUGGUUGAGGAUAGAUAUGCAAUAGCAAAGCGAUACUUGUCAACAUAUUUUCUGAUCGAUGUCUUUGCUGUUCUACCCCUCCCUCAGGUGGUUAUUUUGGUUGUGCUACCUAAUCUUGGAGGCUCAGAGGUUACAAAAGCCAAAAAUAUCUUGAUGUUUAUAGUUAUAUGCCAAUAUGUGCCUCGGCUGAUCCGAAUAAGGCCACUGUAUCUCCAAAUCACAAGGUCUGCUGGGGUAAUUACAGAGACACCAUGGGCUGGUGCUGUUUUGAACCUUUUAAUUUACUUGCUCGCCAGUCAUGUCCUUGGAGCACUCUGGUACUUGCUUUCCAUUGAACGCAAAGAUGCCUGCUGGAGAGACAUGUGUAGUAAUAAUAGUACAGUCUGUAAUCAGGCAUAUUUGUACUGUGGGGAUAAGGAAAACUCGAUCUUACGGACUGCUUGCCUUCCAAUCGACUCAAACGAUAUAGAUCCGAACUUUGGAAUUUAUGUGCCAGCUCUAAAUAAUGUCUCGCAAUCAACUAAUUUUUUGGCAAAACUAUUCUAUUGUGUUUGGUGGGGUCUGCAAAAUCUUAGCUCUCUGGGCCAAAACCUUAAGACAAGCACUUAUGCAUGGGAGAAUCUGUUUGCAGUUUUUGUCUCAAUAUCAGGCUUGGUUCUGUUUGCACUGCUAAUUGGUAAUGUGCAGACCUAUUUGCAGUCAGCCCAUCUGAGAGAAGAAGAAAUGAGAGUGAAAAGCCGUGAUACAGAUCAAUGGAUGUCAUAUCGACUGCUUCCUGAGAAUCUCAAGGAACGAAUACGUCGUCAUGAAAAAUAUAGAUGGCACCAGACGAGCGGGGUUGAUGAAGAACUCUUGCUUAUGAACCUCCCCAAGGAUCUUAGGAGGGCUAUAAAACGGCAUCUUUGCUUAUCACUUCUUAUGAGGGUUCCAAUGUUUGAAAACAUGGAUGAUCAACUCUUGAAUGCCUUGUGCGACCGCCUAAAGCCUGUUCUUUAUACAGAAGGUAGCUGCAUAAUUCGUGAAGAGGAUCCAGUAAAUGAAAUGCUGUUCAUCAUGAGAGGUAAUCUCAUGAGUAUGACAACGAAUGGUGGAAGAACUGGCUUCUUCAACUCUGAUGUUUUGAAAGGUGGAGAUUUCUGUGGCGAAGAGCUCCUGACCUGGGCUCUUGACCCCACGUCAGUUUCCAGCCUCCCUAGCUCAACCAGGACAGUGAAGACGAUGUCCGAAGUCGAAGCUUUUGCCCUGAGGGCUGAAGACUUGAAGUUUGUGGCCACCCAGUUCCGACGGCUACACAGCAAACAGCUCCAGCACACGUUUAAGUUCUACUCGCAGCAUUGGAGAACCUGGGCAGCCUGUUUCAUACAAGCAGCCUGGCAUAGGUACUGCAGAAAGAAGAUCGAAGACUCUCUACGCGAGAAGGAGAAGAGGUUGCAGUUCGCAAUCGUUAAUGACGGUGCUACAACUCUCAGCUUCAGGGCAGCGAUAUAUGCUUCGCGUUUCGCUGGCAACAUGAUGCGGAUCUUGAGGAGAAAUGCCACCCGCAAGGCUCGGUUGAAGGAAAGUGUGCCUGCAAGGUUGUUACAAAAACCAGCAGAACCCAACUUUGCUGCAGAAGAGCAGUAGUUCUGUUUACCACGAAUGCGUAAGGAAUUUUUUGUGCAUGGCUUGUGCAUUUUUUACUUGCUGAUGUUUUUGCUUUCAGUUGACACUAGACCUACAAAUUAAGGAGAGGAAAAAAUCGCAAUAGGUGUCUGUAUCUUUCUGUAAGAUCUGUAUAUGUGUUCGUGUAUGAUAAUAGGUGAUACGUGUAAUUAUUAUUCAUCAGGUGUUUAUAUACAAAUUGUGUUUAUAGUAGUGUAGUGAGCAUUCCAUCCCGUGUUCCCAUCAGGCUCUUGAAGUCCAGGCACGGAGCAAGAUCACAUUGUAACGGAGACACUUGUUUUAACUCACAUAUAUUGACAUGAUAUAGAAUUAAUGGAUUGUUAAA